AUGACUCGUAUUCCGUUGGAUCUUGUGGCUGAAAUCCUAUGUCAACUCCCAGUGAAGUUCCUUGUACAACUCCGCUGCGUAUGCAAAUCAUGGAAUACUCUAAUCUCAGAUGAUAGCAGUUUCGUCAAAAAACACCUUCACGUGUCAACAACCAAAUGCAAACACCUCCUCGCAUGCACAUGGAUCUCUCCACCGCUACCGGAGUUUAGAAUGAUGUCUUAUCCACUCACCUCAAUUUUCACAUCUGAACCCACACUCCUUGAGUGUUUUUCGCCCAUUCCUCCAGAUACCCUCGUUGGUUCCUGCGACGGUCUCCUUUGUUUCUCUGUUAAUAAAGAUCUUGUACUUUGGAACCCUUCCAUAAGAAAAUUUAAGAAAUUACCCUCUUUGGAACAGGUUGUAACUAACUGCGCAUUUGGCUAUGAUCCUUUUAUCGAUACGUACAAGGUUGUUUCUCUUUCCAGCUAUUCUUGUGAAUCUGAUGGAAUUGAUGGCACUCCCAUGAAGGUUUUCAGAACUCAAGUUAACAUUUAUACUCUAGACACUCAUUCAUGGAAAAGGAUUAAUGAUUUCCCUUCCAUACCCCUCAAUGGUCUCUCUGAAGGAAUAAUCGUCAGUGGCACAGUAAAUUGGUUUGCAUAUUCUACUGCAUCUGGUGAUUUCUCGCGUGUCAUUGUUUCUCUUGACUUGGGGAAAGAGUGUUACCAAGAGAUUUCAGAGCCUAACUAUGAUGAAAAACCCAUUUACUUGACCUUGGGUAUGAUGAGGGAUUGCCUGUGUAUAUUUUCAUAUUCUCACUCUUUUACCGAUGUUUGGCUCAUGAAGGAAUACGGAAAUAAAGAGUCUUGGAUUAAAUUGAUCCAUCUUCCUUACUUUGGUGAUCAUGAUAGUCAUGAUGAUAAUAUUCACUAUCAGAAAAUUUACGGUCAGAAGAUAUUAUACAUUUUUGAGGACGAAAAUGAUGUAUUGCUCGUCGUCAACAAAGAGUUUAAAAAAUGGAAGUGGGUUGUUUGCGAUUCUAAAAAUUAUACUAUAAAGAGUUUCAAGAUUCAGAAAGACUUUGGUUGGUUAGAAUCAAAAGUCUACGUUGAAAGUUUGAUAUCACCUUAG
This is a messenger RNA of Medicago truncatula (barrel medic), 1110 nucleotides long. RefSeq names its product F-box/kelch-repeat protein At3g23880. The record is from RefSeq and is a predicted model, not a curated record. Gene Ontology annotation, molecular function: protein binding. Bases 1 to 1110 code for a protein of 369 amino acids. The transcript has a single exon. NCBI's taxonomy places the organism in Eukaryota, Viridiplantae, Streptophyta, Magnoliopsida, Fabales, Fabaceae.